Messenger RNA from Chenopodium quinoa (quinoa), 1352 nucleotides. Its product is annotated as nuclear transcription factor Y subunit C-3-like. The record is from RefSeq and is a predicted model, not a curated record. Gene Ontology annotation, molecular function: DNA binding; protein heterodimerization activity; DNA-binding transcription activator activity, RNA polymerase II-specific. Gene Ontology annotation, biological process: regulation of DNA-templated transcription. NCBI's taxonomy places the organism in Eukaryota, Viridiplantae, Streptophyta, Magnoliopsida, Caryophyllales, Amaranthaceae. Gene Ontology annotation, cellular component: nucleus. The transcript has 4 exons. The coding region runs from base 234 to 983 and encodes 249 amino acids.
UAAGUCAGAACAGAAUCAAACUUCUCUUUUAUUUCUUUCUUUUCUCUCAGCUUUGAUCAAACAGAAAAAAAAAAACCGAAGUCAAAAAAAAAAAAAAAAAAAAAAAAAUUAGAAAAACAACAGAGAAGAUUCAUUUGUUUGCAGCAGCCCGUUGUUCUUCAAACCUCUGCAAGUGUGGUGGUGUACUAGUAGAAGGAAAUUACUGGGAAUUUAAUUUUUUUCGUUUAUUAAGAAUGGACCAGCAAGGGCAUGGUCAAGCUCCGGCAGUUGGAACAGUGAGUGGUGCCGGUCAAGUUCCAUAUGGUAGUGCAUACCAACCAAAUCAAGUUACUGGGGCACCUGUCCAUGGUUCUGCACAACCCUCUGGGGCACAGAUGGCUCAGCACCAGCUUGCUUACCAGCAGAUUCAUCACCAGCAGCAGCAGCAGCUACACCAGCAACUCCAGUCCUUCUGGCAGAAUCAGUACCAGGAUAUUGAGAAGGUCACAGAUUUUAAGAACCACAGCCUUCCCCUGGCGAGGAUCAAGAAGAUCAUGAAGGCUGAUGAGGAUGUCCGGAUGAUCUCAGCUGAGGCUCCUGUUGUGUUUGCACGGGCGUGUGAGAUGUUUAUACUUGAGCUGUCACUGCGAUCAUGGAACCACACUGAGGAGAACAAGAGGAGGACCUUACAGAAGAAUGACAUUGCAGCAGCGAUCACAAGAACCGACAUCUUUGACUUCUUGGUGGACAUUGUGCCAAGGGAGGAUUUGAAGGAUGAUGUGCUUGCCACUCUCCCAAGAGGAACAGGCAUGCCUGUUGCUGGCCCUGCAGAUGCACUUCCCUACUACUAUAUGCCGCCGGCACAAAAUCCAGCUCAGGCUGGACCUCCAGGUGUGAUGAUGGGAAAUCCUAAUGCAUAUGCUGCACAGUCUCAGCCAUACAUGGGUCAGCCAAUGUGGCCUCAGCAACCACCACAGCGACAGCAAUCUUCUUCUGAUGCUUAGCAUCCUUCAAUGUAAAGCAGAUGGGAAUGAGAACGCGGAUGCUGAAUGAGGACGCGUAAGCUGAAUGCAAGCUGGGGAUAGAGCGACAUUUUGGUUUUCUAUAAUCAGAGUAGCUUUAUCUUUGGUAGAACCUGUGUUUUGUUACCUUGUGUAGUUUGUUUCACCUCAGUUGUUACUGCGAGGUACUUGAUUUAAUGGCUGUCAUCAAUAGCUCUGCUACUAGAUAUUAGUUGGUCUUCUUUACCGAAUUAGAAUGCAUAAGUAGGACAGUUCUGUUUUGAGUUAUCUAAACUCUGCCAUUGAAGCCUUUUAGAAGGUUGAAUGCAUGACUUAUCUUACAGUUUAGUUAUUGGUGUUCAUGUGGAUUUA